This is a messenger RNA of Lates calcarifer (barramundi perch), 3667 nucleotides long. It is a transcript of the gene npnta, whose product is annotated as nephronectin a. Gene Ontology annotation, molecular function: calcium ion binding. The record is from RefSeq and is a predicted model, not a curated record. Gene Ontology annotation, cellular component: membrane. NCBI's taxonomy places the organism in Eukaryota, Metazoa, Chordata, Actinopteri, Centropomidae. The coding region runs from base 383 to 2263 and encodes 626 amino acids. The transcript has 14 exons.
GGGUGCUGUUGGCUGGAGGAGCCGCUCUCUGAACUUGUGAGGAGAGAGAGAGAGAGGGAGGAGAGCUGUGCUCUCUCUUCCCAGCAGAGUGCGUCCCGCUCCACACGCGCACACUCUCUCAUACAAACACAUACCACACACACACACACACACACACACACAUACACAGCCGGGUCACCCUACUUCCAGGCAGCGGACUGCUUCGCCUCCGCUCCCGAACACCGCACAUGAUCAGUGUGAGGGACGUCAGCGGACCUUUCCUACCUGUGCACCUCCGGCGUGCGUCUGACUAACUGCUGUUCUCUAACCCGCGGUUCUCCGCCCGGUGCCUCUGGAUUACGGAGAAAUAACGAGCAGCUUGGGCGCGUAAACUCUCGGGAUCAUGGAAUUAUGGAUAAAGUUGAUGUUGUUGUGCAGCUGCUGCUUUGGAGCAAGUGCGGACUUUGACGGCAGGUGGCCACGGCAGAUGGCCUCAUCCAACGGCCUGUGUCGAUACGGGGCCAGGGUGGACUGCUGCUGGGGAUGGACACGCCGCUCCUGGGGUCACUGCCAGCCUCUCUUCGCCUUAACUCACAGAGUAGUCGGGAUAAGGUGCCAGCCCCAAGCUGUGUGCCAGCCUGGCUGCAAGCACGGAGACUGCGUGGGACCCAAUAAGUGCAAGUGCCACCCUGGUUUCACCGGCAAGACCUGCAAUCAAGAAGAAGAGCUGGACUAUUUAACCCCACCAGUGUGGGCCAGUCACCUCCCUAUCUUUCUUCCUGUGGAUCAUCAGCCAGCGAGAGUAGUGAUGGAGGACCUGAAUGAGUGCGGGCUGAAGCCGAGGCCUUGUAAACACAGGUGCAUGAACACAUAUGGGAGUUACAAGUGCUACUGCCUGAACGGCUACAUGCUGAUGCCUGACGGGACCUGUGGAAAUGCUCGAACUUGUGGCAUGGCCAACUGCCAGUACGGCUGCGAGGUGCUGAAAGGAGAGGUCCGAUGUCAGUGUCCGUCACCGGGGCUACAGCUGGCUCCAGAUGGCAGAACCUGUGUGGAUGUGGAUGAGUGUGCAGCAGGAAUAGCUGUGUGUCCCCGGUUCAGGAAAUGUAUCAACACCUUUGGUAGCUACAUCUGCAAGUGCCACGAAGGGUUUGACCUGCAAUACAUCAAUGGGAAAUAUCAGUGCAUAGACGUGGAUGAGUGCUCUCUAGGCCAGAGCCACUGCGGCAGCUUCGCCACCUGCUACAACACGCCAGGCUCAUACAAGUGCAAAUGCAAAGACGGCUACAGGGGGAUGGGCCAUGACUGCAAACCCAUUCCUAAGGUGGUUAUUGACCCUCCGAGACCAGGCAAACCACCACCAAAUCAUCACAACCACAUCCCAGACUUGGAUCAGAGGAGAACCACUACCACAACCAUCCGCCCACCAGUGACCCCAAAGAGAAUCUUCCCCGUUAUCCCUAAAUCAACAGCUGCCACCAUGACAACAACCACGACCAAGGCACCUCUGCCUCCAAAGAGGGUCACCCCGCCUCCACGCAAGCCGUCAGUUCCCACCUGGAAGCCCUUUAUCCCCACCAGAAAGCCGCCAAUACCCACCCGCAAGCCCUACAUCCCACCUAAGCCAGUAGCUCCCACCAGACGCCCCCCAACACCGCCACCAGUCACUCCUGUAGACAACAGCAUCCAGAAGGAAGUCACCAAGCAGAGAGGGGACGUCCACAUACCGCGGAACCACGGCCACAACACCGUCCUCGGCAUCGACUUUGACAUUGAGCUCGGCAACACGGCAGACGAAGCCAAAGAUGACCCAGAAUCGGGGUAUCUGAGCUGCUCCUUUGAUGAUGGUCUUUGUGGCUGGAUCAGGGACAAAGAUGGAGACCUGCACUGGGAGACGACGCCUGAUCCGUCAGGUGGACGAUACCUCACCAUUCCUGAGGUAGGAAACAAGAGGACUGGACGAGGGGCCCGGCUGGUCCUCCCACUCCUCCCUCCCUGGAAUGACGGCAAUCUGUGCCUGUCAUUCCGGCACAAACUGGCAGGCCACCACGUGGGAAUGCUGCAAGUGUUUGUGAAGAAGGGAAAGCAGUACAGUCCAGCAGUGUGGGGCCGGACAGGUGGAAAUGGCUGGAGGCACACCCAAAUCACAUUAUGGGGCACAGGCCUGGAAAGUGUGAUCCUGAAGGGGGAGCGCGGGCGAGGCAGGAGUGGAGAGAUGGCCGUGGACGACAUCACCCUGAGGAAAGGCUCCUGCACAGAGGAGCACAAUCUGAGGAGACUCUGACUGACAGUACAGUGAAAGGCAGAAAGCAAACAAGAGGGAAAAUCAUCUCAAAGAGAACUGACUCUGUUGUGACACCCCCUUUACUCUGCCUGGGCUCUCGCCGACCCCACCCCUCAAUCCCCUCGCCCCCUAGCCCCAGCCAUCCUGUGAACAAUAUCCGAAAAAUUGUGCGUCUGCAGAACAGUUAGCAUCUCUUUCUCGACUGUCCGUGAAUAAAAAGAACUGAACCGAAUCUCAUGGGCGGAUCCCGGCAGCACUCUCCUGUCUUCGCAGCCCCCCUCUCACUCCAUCACCUUGUUACUCUGAAACCUGCAUGUACCUACUUACCAUGGAAAUGUCCUCCACCUAACACAGCUCUGGCAGCCUUCCAGCCUCACUGCUGAGAGGCCCACAUUCACUUCAUUUCUUCCUUGAGAGAGGAUCGUUCCCAUGCUCAGGAGUCGUCUGUUUUCCUUGCUUUAAUCUGUUAAACCACAAGCCAUUGCUUUUUAUUUGCUUGAUGUUAAAACAUGUGGCCAGGGGUGCAUUUUGUAACUGUUUUGAUCAGCAAAAUAUCAGAGGUGGUAUACAUUUCUUUGAAGGUUAGAUUUUAAAAAAAAAAAACUAUGUAAAAGACAGAAUUUGGUUCUAAUCUGGAUUACUCCAAAUCUGAGUCAGAGUCAGUUAAGGCCUUUGCAUUUUUGGUACUGCAACUGUUCUACAGCACAGUUUUGACUGAAAACAGAGCAGCUUUACUUUUAUUGUCACAGUAUUUCAAAGAUCUGUUUGGUAGAAAGGGGUUUGAAAAUUAAACACUUUUUCUACCCUGAUCUGUUACUGAAGCCUCCUAAAGUUGUUGAAACUCUCUAGUCAUGUUCUUCAGAUACUUGAAAUGUGUCAAACAGAAUCAGUGUUUGAUUUGUGACACUUGCAAAUCAACAGUUACUUAUUACUUAUUACUUAUUACUUAUGUGCUUUGUUAUAUUAAGUGCAGUUUGUUAUAAAGACAACCUCACCGACAACUUUUUAGGCUUUCACAAAUUGUAUUAUUGUAAAUGUAGUUGCGUGUACAUACUCAGAAUCUUCUGUCCCAUUUGUUGCGUGGUUUAUACAUUACAUUAAUUCAUAUAUGAAUAUUAAUUGGAUUUCAAAAUGGUUGGUAAUUCAGCUUUUAAUUAAAAGAACAUGUAUACGGAUUGAACCCUUGUGUAGUGCAAGGCGGUGUUUAAAGUGCACAAAAUGUGUAUGUUCGUGUGUUAUGGUAUAAUGCUCUGUCUGUAACUUGCAAAGCACAUAUUUGCAUAUUGUAUGCUGUGAUAAUGAAGGGCAUCGGCUGGAAUUUAGAGGUUUUCUGUAUGCAUGGGUGCAUUCACCAAAUUCAGAUUUAUCCAGACCAGUAUGUAAAUAAAAUACAUUUGACUGAUA